GGCAUCCACCCAAUCGAUCAUCCUUUCUGGGAAUCCCUGCCUUAUACUGACACAUAUGCCUGCAACACACCCAAUCCUCUGCAUGAACUCCAUAAAGGGGUGUUCAAAGACCAUUUAUUUGCUUGGUGUCUCGAUCUCGCAGGGGCAGAGGAAGUGGAUGCCCAUUUCAAGUGGGUCCCCCCUCAUCAUGGGUUGAAGAAUUUUGAAAGAGGGGUUUCAGGCUUAUCACAGAUGAUUGGUACAGAACAUCAUCAUAUGCAGAAAACCAUGGCUGCACUGUUGGUAGGACUGCCUGGAAACAUCACCAGCCAGACCCUGCAUGCCACCCAUGCUAUAUUGGACUUCAUCUACCUAUCUCACCUCCCAAUGCUGACUGAAGCCAAUCUGCAAAGGAUGGAAUGCAGUCUGGCCAAGUUUCAUGUGUAUAAAGAAGCAUUCUGGGCUGCAUCUUCCUGCAAAGAUUUCCACUGCAUCCUGAAACUACACAAACUCCAGCAUUACAUAGCUUCCAUACAAAGCCACAGCCCUUGCAAUAACUUCAACACUGAGCUCCCUGAAUGCCUUCACAUUGAUAUGGUCAAGUUGGGCUAUCAUGUGGGAAACAAACAUGAUUAUAUUGCUCACAUGAUGACUUGGUUGGAGAGGCGAGAACACAUGCACAAGUAUACCCAGUUCCUCAAAUGGGCCGAAAGAAAACAUCCUGAUUAUUUUGGUGACUUGGGAGAGGGGGUAGCCCAGACUCCAUGA
Dacryopinax primogenitus is the source of this 747-nucleotide messenger RNA. RefSeq lists its product as uncharacterized. The record is from RefSeq and is a predicted model, not a curated record. Lineage: Eukaryota; Fungi; Basidiomycota; Dacrymycetes; Dacrymycetales; Dacrymycetaceae. The annotation marks the transcript as partial. The transcript has a single exon.